UUCUGGAAAACAUAAGAACACCAAUGAAUGGCUUGAUCUUUGCUCUCAGCUCCAGAUGACUUAUCCCAUUGUUUGUAAGGAUGUCAUCUGUUACUGAAAAUGGAGAUGUUACUGCUGCAAAGCCAAAUGAAGAGAAAACAUAUAAAAAGACUGCAUCCUCAGCUAUUAAAGGUGCUAUACAGCUGGGAAUAGGAUACACAGUAGGAAACCUGACAUCAAGACCGGACAGAGAUGUUCUUAUGCAAGACUUCUAUGUAGUAGAAAGUGUCUUCCUACCCAGUGAAGGGAGCAAUCUCACUCCUGCUCAUCAUUACCCUGACUUCAGAUUUAAGACGUAUGCACCUCUUGCCUUCCGCUAUUUCAGAGAACUUUUUGGUAUCAAGCCUGGUGAUUACUUGUACUCAAUCUGCAGUGAGCCUUUAAUUGAAUUAUCCAACCCAGGUGCUAGUGGGUCCCUGUUUUUUGUAACUAGUGAUGACGAGUUCAUCAUCAAAACAGUUCAACACAAAGAGGCCGAGUUUCUUCAGAAGCUCUUGCCAGGUUAUUAUAUGAAUCUGAACCAGAAUCCAAGGACUCUUCUACCCAAAUUUUAUGGGCUGUACUGCGUUCAGUCAGGAGGCAUUAAUAUUAGAAUUGUUGUAAUGAACAAUGUUUUGCCGCGAGCCUUGAAAAUGCAUUUCACAUAUGACUUGAAAGGCUCCACAUACAAACGGAGAGCAUCAAGAAAAGAGAGAGAGAAGUCCAACCCUACAUUCAAAGACUUGGAUUUCUUGCAAGACAUGCAUGAAGGGUUGUAUUUUGACUCUGAAACACACAGCGCACUAAUGAAAACACUACAGCGUGAUUGUCGAGUUCUAGAAAGUUUUAAGAUCAUGGAUUACAGUCUGCUACUGGGAAUCCACAUACUGAACAGUAACGUGAAGGAAAAAGAGGGAGAGAGUUCCCAGAGCACAUCGGAUGCGAAACGUCCCGGAGGGCAGAAAGUUCUCUAUUCCACAGCCAUGGAGUCUAUACAGGGCCCUGGGAAGUCAGGGGACUCCGUCACCACAGAGACAACAAACACAAUGGGAGGUAUUCCAGCUAAAAGCCAUAAAGGAGAAAAGCUGCUUCUGUUUAUGGGUAUUAUUGAUAUUCUCCAGUCUUAUAGAUUAAUGAAGAAACUGGAACAUUCUUGGAAAGCUCUUGUUUAUGAUGGGGAUACUGUUUCAGUUCACCGACCAAGUUUUUAUGCAGAUAGAUUUUUAAAAUUUAUGAGUACAAGAGUUUUCAAGAAAGUUCAAG
Pelecanus crispus (Dalmatian pelican) is the source of this 1281-nucleotide messenger RNA. Lineage: Eukaryota; Metazoa; Chordata; Aves; Pelecaniformes; Pelecanidae. The record is from RefSeq and is a predicted model, not a curated record.